AUGGAUCCCACCUUCUACCGCACGCCGGCCGACGCCAUGGCCGCGCCGGCCGAGCAGCUCGCCUACGUCGUAGGCCUGGAUCCAGCGCACAAAAAGGAAGAAGCCAUCUUCGUCGUCGACCUGGACCGCUCGUCCAGCAGCUACGGGCGGGUCAUCCACGCAACCAAAGUGCCGGCGGGCAGCGAGCUGCACCACUUCGGCUGGAACGCGUGCUCCAGCGCGCUCAAGCACGAGGGCCACGACGCGACCAACCUGCAGCGCCGCUACCUCCUCGUGCCGGCCCUGCGCUCCUCCAACAUCUUCGUCGUCGACACGGCGCCCGACCCGCGGCGCCCGUCGCUCGUCAAGACCAUCCCGGCCGCGGCGCUCGCCUCCCAGGCCGGCUACUCGCGCCCGCACACGGUGCACUGCGGGCCGUCCGGCGUCUUCGUGACGUGCCUGGGCAGCGGCGGUGCGACUGCCAGUGAUGACGGCAACGGGCCGGGCGGCAUCGCGCUGCUCGACCACGACUCGUUCGACGUGGUGCGCGCGUGGGAGACACAGCGCGGCCCGCAGCACUUCCACUACGACGCGUGGUGGCACCUGAACCGCAACACGCUCGUGUCGAGCGAGUGGGGCAGCCCGGCCAUGUUCGAGGACGGCUUGGUGCCCGAGCUACUGCUGGCGAACAAGUACGGCCACGCCCUGCACUUCUGGGACUUGGGCCGAGGGCGGCACGUCCAGCGCAUCGACCUCGGCGAGGAGCACCAGAUGGUGCUGGAGGUCAGGCCGUCGCAUGACCCCGAGGCGACGUGGGGGUUCGUCGGCGUCGUCGUGUCGACGGCUGACUUGUCUGGGUCCAUCUGGCGCUGGUAUCUGGACGAGGAGGAGAGCGAUGAGGGGAAGCGGUGGAAGUUGGAGAAAGUCAUCACUAUUCCGGCGCAGAAGGUGGAUGAUGCGAGCAGCCUGCCGCCCCUGCUGCAGCCGUUUGGCGGCGCAGUGCCUCCUAUCAUCACCGAUAUCGACCUGUCCGUCGACGAUCGCUACUUGUAUGUCUCAUGCUGGGUCACCGGCGAACUCAAGCAGUACGAUGUCAGCGAUCCGAAGCACCCGAAAGAGACGGGCAGCGUUCGCCUGGGCGGCGUCUUUGACCCAGCGGCACAUCCGUCGCGGCCGGACCAACCAUUGGGAGGGGGACCCCAGAUGGUAGAGGUUAGCCGCGAUGGUCGCCGCAUCUACUUCACUAAUUCAUUGUACUCAUCCUGGGAUGACCAGUUCUAUCCAAAAGGCGUGGGAGCAUGGAUGGCAAAGGCGGACGUGCUUCCGGGAGGGGGAUUGAAGGUAGACAAGGACUUCUUCCUUAGCGACGGGGACUUCGAAGGGUUGCGGGUGCAUCAAAUUCGUUUGCAAGGAGGGGACGCCUCGACGGAUUCUUACUGCUAUCGCUCAGCAACUCGGGCGAACAUUUGA
Molecule: messenger RNA, 1449 nt
Organism: Lasiodiplodia theobromae
Lineage: Eukaryota; Fungi; Ascomycota; Dothideomycetes; Botryosphaeriales; Botryosphaeriaceae
Product: Selenium-binding protein
Exons: 1
Coding region: 1-1449 (482 amino acids)
Molecular function (GO): selenium binding
Source: RefSeq, a predicted model, not a curated record